Drosophila gunungcola (fruit fly) is the source of this 1615-nucleotide messenger RNA. RefSeq lists its product as uncharacterized. The transcript is spliced from 3 exons. The record is from RefSeq and is a predicted model, not a curated record. Gene Ontology annotation, cellular component: membrane. NCBI's taxonomy places the organism in Eukaryota, Metazoa, Arthropoda, Insecta, Diptera, Drosophilidae. Bases 173 to 967 code for a protein of 264 amino acids. Gene Ontology annotation, biological process: negative regulation of apoptotic process.
CCAAUUUGUUAUUAUCUACGUUUUUUCUAUGAGUGGUGUGUUGUGAUUAUGAAAACAAAAUGGAAAUAAAGUGUACAAAAUUAGAUAAACGAUUAACUGGAAAACGCUGCUUAUCAAAUACAAAAAUAUAAUUAGUCGAUAGACAGGAGAUUCACCUCAGUCGGGUGAUGAAAUGGAUACCAUGUUGAUGGUGGGAAAAUCAGAAGUCCCUGGCAUCGCUGUACAAUGUGAACUGCUGUUGCCCAAUGGACGUUUGCAAAGGACCUAUGAAUUCGACAUAAAGGAUAUUGGACUCCGACGUCGCCUUGUACGCCAAUUUUAUGGAAUACUUAUCCUACAGGUGAUCUGCAGCUUGCCCUGCCUUGAGGUCCUACUGAAACAUAAUUUGCCUUACAAUUAUGUAAUGCCCAUAUCUAUGGUAAUCACCAUGUUCCUCUAUUCCUGUUUUUACAUUUGGCCGGAGUGGAGGAGACGUGCCCCUUACAACUACCUUGUGCUUUUGCUAAGUACAUGCAUCGGAUGCGUCAACAGAAGCGUAUACCUAUUGAAUUUAGUUCAAAAUCAUUGGGUCUACUGCUAUCCCAUUAUCCUAAUCCUGGAGAUCCUGGCUUUGAUGCUGUUCUCUACCCAGAAGCGAUUUCGGUUUACCCAGAUCCGUGGGAUUUUAAUAAUAUGCCUCGUCUUUGGGUUGUACCUACUUCUGGCCUACCGCCUGAACCGGAUGGUAGAAGUCUUCUCCGGAAUGGCUUGCACUGUGGAGGCAUGGUACAUUACCUACGACACCCACUGUAUGCUGUGCGGGCUGCAUGGCUACAAUCUUGGACCCGAAGAGUGUGUAUUUGCCGCGUGCAACAUCCACUGCGAUUUGCCCAAGGGGUUAUGGCGGCUGAUGAAUAUGCUUUUCUUCAGCAAAAUCUUGGAGUCCUUUCGAAUGUUCCGCAAUUGCUUCAGGACUGAGGUUUGCUAGAGAUGUCCAAGAUGGCUUGGAAAAAAUGUAUUUUCGGUUCAAUUUCUGCUGUCAAAAUUUUGUAAUAAAAACCACCAUUAGCAAGGCUUAAGAUGCACAUCAACGAACUAAAGCAGAUGUACCAGCCCUAAAAGCAGCAGUUAAACACUAGGAAACCAAUCAUAAUUCUCCCACAAGUAAGAUAAAAAUACUUGGUUUAUAAAAAAAAUAUUUUAUCGCCUUUGACGAAUUUAAAUUUGAACGAUAAAAAACAAGGAAAACUCCUCGAGUCGACGAAAAAAUAUAAAUAUAAAUAAAAACAAUCUCCAGGUCCCACUAGCGAAGCAAUAGAGUUCGAAUUAUUUUUUCGUUUACAACAAAUCAAGUUAAGAGACUAAAGAAAUACACUCAAUUUAUACAGAAGCCUAAGAAAAUAUAUAAAAAGAAAAUCAUUGACACAUAGAAACUUUUUAAAAGAUCGUUAUAUAAUUAAACAUUAAUUGAAAACAAUAAAGGAAGCAAACUUCGGCAAGCCGAAGUUCAUAUACUAUUGCAGCUAUGCCAAAAAUUAAAUAUUCUUGAAAACAUUCAAAUUUUGAUUUACUUGCGUUUAUGUUUAAAAACAUUGAAGCUAUGAUGAUUUGCAGCGCAAUUAUUCCUAUGGUAGCU